AGUGGAUAAGGUUAUAGCCCUCCCAUUCCUAGGAGAGAAAAACUGUUGCUCAAUGUUUCCUCCUGGCAUGAUUGAAUCAUGUUGGAAAUCGACUUCCUUGAUGGGUGGACACUAACAUGUUUGCCUUUAGCCUAUAAAAAAACCCCCCAACCGGACGUUUACUUUUGAUUGUGAGGCUUUUUGCGCUUCUGAACCAGCAGAUCAAGACAUAGCAGCAGAGUUUCUGAGUGUGGGACGGAGAAGACAUCCCAAUAAGUGUCCAUCCACCUAGAAAUUAAACAGAUCCACUAUUUCUUGGGCUUUUCAUCUGCAGACCUUCUUUUGCUACUAGAGCCACAAAAUCAUCAUGGGGGGAACAAACUCACACCCAUCCUCAAUACAGGAACUUGAAGAUGUCACAUUUAACAUUGCCGUCAUUGGGGAAACUGGAACUGGGAAAUCGUCACUUGUGAAUGCCCUGCGGGGUAUGAAGACAGAUGUAGAAGGCGGUGCUGCUGUGACAGAUGUGAUACAGGUCCUAAAUGAACCAACGGCCUAUGUGCAUCCUGAAUAUUCAGACAUAACACUCUGGGAUCUUCCAGGGAUUGGAACAAAUGAAUUUAAAAGUGAGGAAUAUGUAAAGAAUAUAGAUUUAAACAAGUAUGAUUUCUUCAUCAUUGUCUCUGAAAUUAGGUUCACUGAAGAUGACCAAAGGCUGGUCCACGCAAUCCAGAAAAUAAAGAGGAAGUUUGUUUAUGUACGCACCAAAGUGGAUAAGAGCUUGGAAUCGGAGAGAGAAAACCCCAAUUUCAGUGAAGAAGGAAUCCUGAAGAAGAUAAGGAAUCAUUACUGUGAAAACUUGACCAAAGCAGGCGAGCCUUCUCCUAGGGUUUUUGUAAUAUCAAGAUGGCACUUGGAAAUGUAUGAUUUCCCAUGUCUUGUAAAUGCCCUGAAGGAUGAAUUGGCAGAUUUCAAGAGAGAAGUCUCAAGGUGGUCCCCUGAGAAGAAAAGGAAGCGACUUGACAGGUCAAAUGAACCUCCAAAAGGAUCUUUCCUGAGAAGUGCCAUCUCCAGAACAAUCUUAAAACUUGACCUUGAAAAUCUGACGCUUGCUUUGGAAAAAGAAGACAUCUCAGACGUCGUAGCUAAAACCCAGCAGCAACUGGAUUUUCUAACUAAUGCCACACUUGACAUAGCCAUCACUGGACGUUCAGGUGCUGGUAAAUCAUCUCUCGUCAAUGCUCUGAGAGGCAUGAGUGAUUAUGAUGAAGGGUCAGCUGAGACGGGGGUAAUACAAACAACCAUGGAGAUAAAGGGCUAUCCACAUCCCACAUUCCCCAAAGUAACACUGUGGGAUCUGCCAGGGAUUGGAACACCUGAAUUUAAAGCCAAGGAGUACCUAAGGAAGGUGAAUUUUAGCAAGUAUGAUUUUUUCAUCAUUGUCUCUGCGGGGCGUUUCACUACAAAUGAUAUCACUUUAGCUCGUGAAAUUCAGAAGAUGAAGAAGCAAUUCUAUUAUGUGCGCACAAAGAUAGAUAUCAAUAUUGAUUCAGAAAAAAGGAAGCAGAACUUCAAUGAGCACGAAACUCUAGAGAAGAUAAGGAAUGACUGCAGUGAAAAUCUGAAAAAGGCUGAAGGAUCUUCCUCAAGGGUUUUCCUGGUAUCACGGUCGGAUUUGUCACUGUAUGAUUUCCCCUCCCUGCAUGGCACCUUAGAGGAGGAUCUGGACGACCUCAAGAGACAUGCCUUCAUCAUGGCCUCACCAACUUUCUCAGGAGAAAUGGUUAAAAAGAAAAAAAAGUCACUGGAAAGCCUCAUAUGGAUGUUAGCACUUGUGUCUUGUUUUGUGGGAGCUGUCCCUGUCCCGGGCCUCUCUCUGGCUUGUGAUAUUAGCAUCUUAAUGGGAGCACUGGUACAUUUCUGUAAGGUCUUUGGCUUAGAUGAUAAUUCUCUGCAUGUGCUGGCAAAACGGGUUGGCAAGCCUGUGGAGGAGCUGAGGUCUGCUAUCAAAAACACUCCCCUGCCCCAUACUAUCACCACUGACCUGGUCCUUAGUUUAUUGUCAAAGUCCUUACUUUGUGCAACUUUGACAGUGAUAGAACUGGUUUGUGAUUUUGUGCCCGUGUUGGGGUCUAUAGUUGGUGGGGCCAGUUCCUUUGUGUGCACCUUCUUCAUGCUGAGAAGCUUUUUGCAAAGCGUUGAGGUCGAUGCUGCCAACGUUCGGGCAAAAGCAACCAAGUGAUAAAAGAAAAGUCCAAGAUAAAAUAAAAAUUGUGUAAGUGUUGCUUUGGAACAAAUGGUGGCAGCACAAGGGGGAAAAGGGGAAAAAAUAGGAAAAUUUCUGUUGGAAUUUCUGAUGAGCAAGUUUUUUUCUUAUAUUAAAAAAUGCUAAAACUGCAAAAUAAGAUUGAAGUCCUAAUGACAAAUAAAGGAUAUGUCUAUGUAGAUUCCCACAAAUGAA
This is a messenger RNA of Anolis carolinensis (green anole), 2440 nucleotides long. Its product is annotated as interferon-gamma-inducible GTPase 10. Gene Ontology annotation, cellular component: membrane. The coding region runs from base 347 to 2221 and encodes 624 amino acids. The record is from RefSeq and is a predicted model, not a curated record. Lineage: Eukaryota; Metazoa; Chordata; Lepidosauria; Squamata; Anolidae. Gene Ontology annotation, molecular function: GTPase activity; GTP binding. The transcript has 3 exons.